CACACACACACACACACACACACACACACACACACACACAUAUAUAAAGCCAGACUGUCCUCUUUAAAGCUUACUGGACUAAGCAAAACCUGUGGGACUUGAAGCAAACAACUGUGAACAUGAAGUUGUAUCUGGUUCUUGCCUUAGUGGCAUUCACAGGUUGCCAAGCCAACCUAUUUUAUGCUGAUGAGCCCAAGCCACAGCUGGAACAGCUGACCGAUGCAUUCUGGAGUUAUGUUGCCCAGGCCACACGCACCGCAGAGGACACGCUGAAAAUGAUCAGAGAGUCUCAACUUGGUCAGGAAGUCAAUACUAGGCUGACCCAGAGUGGCGAUAUGGCCAGUGAAUAUGCUGUCACCCUCAAGAAACAGAUGGAUCCUCUGACUGAAGAGCUGGUGACUAAAAUCACCAAAGAGGCUGAAGUGUUGAGGGAGCGUCUGGGCCAGGACUUGAUGAAUGUAAGAGACAAACUGGAGCCCUAUGCUGACAACCUCAAGAGCCAGAUCCAGCAGAGAGUGGAGGAGCUCAGGACGGCCAUGGCUCCCUUUGCUGAUUCCCUGGAUUCUGAGACCCUGAAGGCCAAUCUGCUCCAGAAGAGUGAGGAGCUGAGAGGAAACCUGGAGCAGAGCGUGAAGGAGCUGCAGUCUCAGCUGGAGCCCUACACUGCUGAGAUCAAGGAGAAAGUGGACAAACAUCUGCAGGAGUUUCAGAAAACCAUAACACCUCUGACUGAGAAUCUUCAGGCCCAGAUUAGAGAGAGAGCCCAGAUGGUCCAGCAGAGUCUCACACCCUACACACAGGACCUAAAGGCCCAGCUCACCUCCCUGUAUGAGUCCUUUGCCAAGAGAAAUUAGAUUCUUCAAAGACUUCUUUUGUAACUAAAAGAACUGUUUUUUCCUUCCAUUGUGACUCCAAAAUUCCAUAUCUCUCCAAUAACCUCGACAUAAAUCAGACUACUAGGCAACAACAAUAUCUUUUUGAUCUUACACAGUGGCGAUUCUAGACUUUUUUAACAGGGGUGGCCUUAGUGGAGCAAUGAUUAAUUCAAGGGUGGCAUCAUAAAAUCAUGCAUCGAACACCAUACUCAUAAAUUGAAGGACAAAGGCCGUACUCUUACAUCAAAUUUAUUUUUAUUUGAAUAAAAUCAAAUAUAAAUAAACAAACAUCUCAAACAUAAAAA
Molecule: messenger RNA, 1180 nt
Organism: Cyprinus carpio (common carp)
Lineage: Eukaryota; Metazoa; Chordata; Actinopteri; Cypriniformes; Cyprinidae
Biological process (GO): very-low-density lipoprotein particle remodeling; reverse cholesterol transport; cholesterol biosynthetic process
Cellular component (GO): extracellular region; high-density lipoprotein particle; chylomicron
Molecular function (GO): cholesterol binding; phospholipid binding; phosphatidylcholine-sterol O-acyltransferase activator activity
Source: RefSeq, a predicted model, not a curated record